GAGAAAGGAAAGAGGAAGAGCCGGAGGCUCUGGCAGCAGGGAAGAACCCAGGUGCUGAAGCUGCGGACGGAGGGUGGGCAUGGGGAGUGGUGUUCCACUUCUUCCUGGUCAACGUACUCGUGAUGGGGAUGCUCAAGACCUUCGGGAUUUUCUUUGUGGCGUUCCAAGAGGAGGUGGGGGGCUCCUCCGAGCAAGUCAGCUGGAUCGGCUCCAUCAUGUCCUCCCUGCGCUUUUUAGGAGCCCCGCUCGUGGCCGUGGUCUGCAGGAGGCUGGGUGAGCGGCCGACCUCCAUCAUCGGGGGCAUCAUCGGUGCCGGCUUGGUUGGGGGGGGCUGCCUGCUCAGCACCCAGGCCACCAGCGUCCCCUUCCUCUGCGUCUCCAUGGGACUCCUCCUGGGUAUGGGGUUCGCCUGCCUUUACCAGGCAGCUGCGGUGAUGAUGGCCAAGCGCUGCAGGACACGGUUGGCUUUCUCCAACGCCAUCGCCCGCUCUGGGAUGGGGCUGACGUUUCUAAUAGCACCGUUCACUCAACUUCUCAUUGAUUUUUACGGCUGGCAAGGUACUCUCCUAAUUUUUGGAGGCAUCAUGUUAAACCUGGUGCCUUCCAGCAUGCUGCUGCAACCCAGCUGCACCCAGCCGCCUCAGCACCCCUCUGCUACAAGUCGAGGCCAUGGGUCCUUAAUGGCAAAGCAGGAUUCAGAAACCCUCGAUGGAUGCUCAGACGAAAGCGCUCGCAGGGAAAUACAGCUUCGCAGCAUGCAGGACCUUCCCACCGCGGAGGGAGUCGUGAUGCUCCAUGGCAGAGAUGUCUCUGGUCCGGUAAAUACGCCGGCUUUGGAAGGGUUUGAGAAACCCCCCAUGGACAGCUGCUCGCCAGAAAUAGCCACCGAGGCCAAGAGGAGCUUCAAAUCCCUCCCACCGACUGAAAAGGAAAACUCAGAGCCUCUCCUCGACUUCUCUCCACUGAAGGAUCCUGUCUUCUGCAUUUUCACCUGGUCUUUUUUGUUCAGCCACUUGGCCUACUUCGUGCCCAUCUUCCACCUGGUAGCAAGAGCCAGGACGCUGGGCAUAAGCAGCAUGGAUGCCUCUUACCUCAUUUCCGUGGCUGGCAUCACGGAGAUGGUCAGCCAGCUGCUCUCAGGCUGGGUUGCCGACCAGAACUGGACCAAGAAGUAUCACUACCAUGUGGCUUACCUCGUCCUCGCCGGCAUCACCAACCUGCUCUGUCCUCUGGCCACCACCUUCCCGUCGCUCAUGACCUACGCAGUGGCCUUUGCCGUUUUCUGCGGUGGGUUCAUGGCUCUGGUCCUCCCUGUGCUGGUUGAUCUAGUGGGUGUGCAAAAACUCCACAGCUACUUGGGGUUUGCUGCUUUCUUUGCUGGGAUAGCAGCCAUCGGUGGACCUCCCCUAGCAGGGUGGCUGUAUGACUACACACAGACAUAUGUCUGCUCUUUCCUCUUCGCUGGAGCCUGUGCUCUCAUCUCACCUAUUUCUUUCUUCUUUGAGCCUUCGGCCCAGAAACGGAAGCUAAAAAAAGCCAACCCGAACAACGGCCCCACGCUCGGCUGA
Balearica regulorum gibbericeps (East African grey crowned-crane) is the source of this 1568-nucleotide messenger RNA. RefSeq names its product solute carrier family 16 member 4 (gene SLC16A4). Gene Ontology annotation, biological process: transmembrane transport; monocarboxylic acid transport. The record is from RefSeq and is a predicted model, not a curated record. Lineage: Eukaryota; Metazoa; Chordata; Aves; Gruiformes; Gruidae. Gene Ontology annotation, molecular function: monocarboxylic acid transmembrane transporter activity.